Molecule: messenger RNA, 1821 nt
Organism: Medicago truncatula (barrel medic)
Lineage: Eukaryota; Viridiplantae; Streptophyta; Magnoliopsida; Fabales; Fabaceae
Exons: 1
Coding region: 779-1603 (274 amino acids)
Biological process (GO): meristem development; meristem maintenance
Source: RefSeq, a predicted model, not a curated record
AACCCCAUAAAGACAUUCUAUCUGAAGUCAAAGCUUUUUAGUGAAGACAUAAGCUUUUCAUUAAACUGAUUACAUAUCAGUGAACCAUAGUAGUCCUAUAAAAAGUUUCAAAGACCAAAACAGUGGAAAAAUAAGAGCAGAUAUCGGAAAUACUUACAAACAUCGGCAAAUUAGGAAGGCUUGCGGGGCUAGAUAUAAAAUCUUUCCACCUAUAUACUGUACUCGCAAAAUCGUGCAGAUAAUAAGAGGAACGAGUCAUCUCUGUGCGGAGGAUAGGUGCCCGAUCUCGAUGACGUAGAUAGCCGAGCGUCUUUGCAAAUUCAAGAUUAUUUGAAAUUAGGAUCAUUUGGACUUUACAAUCUGGAUAUAAACUCGAUCCAUUGAAAAUAUCUCUCCGGAUUUCAGUUUUUGACACAUCUAACGAAUCUAUUAUCAGGUAAAUUAUCGAGUAACUAGUAAGAUUGCAUAAUUAAAAAAACUAUAGUUAAAAAAGAAUUAAAAACAAACUCUCACCUUUCGGGUUUGGAAUGUUAAUAACUGCAACUUCGGGUUAAAUUCAGAAACAUCGACAACGCCACUUUCAUGGUACAUUCUGAUCCUUAAAUUCUAGCACGUGCUGUUUUAGCUAGUAUUUAUAGAGACUUAAAUUUGCUUAAUAGCACCAUUAAUGAAAAUGCCACAACAACCAUAAAGAGUUUUAGAGAACCUAUUUGGGCACCUUUUCAAUUGGUUCAAAUUUGGGCCUUAGAGAGGUUUCAAGCAUUGAAGCCACGCCCUUAUGGCAAAGGGCAUCACGGUUUACCAAAGGUGGCUAGAUGGGGUAGAAAUGAUGAAAACUAAAAUCUUGAAAAAGGUCAUGGAUUGUGCAGGUUUUGGAGAUGGAUUUUUGUGGCAACCAUAUGAGAAUUCACCAUGUAUUGAGGUCUAUAAUGAAAAGGAUAUGUGGAGAUGUGGUAAUCCUUGUUUAGAUAAAGAGUUAGAGUCGUUUUCUCGAUGUUUGAGGGUUUGUGAGUUGGUUGGUAUGGGAUGUAAAGAGAAGUACUUCCAUCAUCGUGUCGCAAUGCAAUUUGGUAUGGAUCAAGAUAUUCCUGGUGAGGUUUUUCUCUGUAAGAAGGAUCCUUGGAUGAUUUAUAACGAGCCGAUCACAAUAUUGGAUUUAGAUUUGCUCAUUCAAUUGUGUUCUAGACAACCAAAUGUUACUUCUAGAUGCUAUGAUAGAAUCAAGGUUGAAAAAUCUGAUGGCCUAACUCUACCUGAUUUUACUUCAAAGCUUGAGAAACAUCAAAAGGAAGCUUCUGAUAAAGAGGAUCACAUAGUUUAUGAACUAUCAAGUUCUGAUGAUGAAGUAGUUGGAAAUGGUAAGGCUUUGUGUAGUUCUGAAUUUGGUGAUUUUACAUCAUCAGAUGUGCUUGAUGAAGAUGAAAUAAAUAGUCUAUUUUGUGAUGGAAAUGGUGAGAAAGAGGAAAGUGUUGGUCCUUCGAUCUUAGACAUUGCAUUUGAUGUUGAAAACAGGAUUGAGAAACUCGAAAGAGAGGUUGUGAAGCUCAAACAAGCAAGAUUUGGCUCUAAGGUUGAAAUUGUUGGAGCCAAAGCUAAGCCAUAAUACGUUUUGAUUUGUAAACCACAUUUUUUUUGCUAAUUAUGUGUAAUAGUUUACUUCAGUUUGUUGCUAGUAGUCCCCUUUUUUGUGCAGCUUGCUAUAGUUGCUUUCAAUUGGUAGUAAUAAUAAAUAUAAACUGGCACCGAACUUGGGAUAUUUUGCUGAUCAUGGAAAUAUCAAAGUGAAUUAGGCUACUGAUUUUGUUGCGUUUAUCACUUUAU